GCAACACUAUGACGACAAAGUCAUUGUUGUUUACUCAGCAAUAGUGCGUGGAUACAAUUUGUAAAGUGCAUCGAAAAUCGAAAAUUCAACCGAAAUGGCAUUUUAUAUCGAUCCAAGUGAAUUGCCUCUCCAGGUACAGACAAGAGGGGGGUCACUCCAAGUUGGCGACAUACUGCAGUUAUUCUGCACUAGGACCCAGUACCAGUUGCCUGGACCAUUCGCCGGGAACCAGUGUACAUCAAUGUCCAUUACUGCCAUCUCAUACUGGCACUUGUACCUGGCUGACCGGGAACCGACACCUGCUGAUGUGGAAGCCAUUCUGGACGCAGGGAACAUGCUCCACUAUGAGCUGCGAUUAGAGCACGAGCUUAGCUUCGAUGACGAUUGCAGAGUGGCACUUGACGAUCUGCCAAAAUAUCAACCUAUCAAAAUUAAGCACGCGUUUAGGGCGCCUUUUUGUUUCACUUUGGCAAUACUUCCUGUAUAUGUGUUGACCUCCCCAAACAUACAUGGUGAAUUAAUCAAGACAAUUUUUGAUUUCUUAAAAGAGGCACCAAAUUCUAAAUUAUUUGUAUUAUCAAUCUCCCUAUACUCUUACGGAAUCGUCAAGUGCCAUGACAAUCUGCUCUGGCUGUAUGACAGUCACGGCAACUUUGACACAUACAGAGGAGCUAAACUUGUGCCAAAGGCAAGCUUUUUCAGGUUCCAAAGCCUAUCCGAGCUUGAGGCAUUUUUGGUGGACAAACACGACUCUGGUAAGUAUGGCCUGGCUGGUGAGUUCGAGAUCUCAUCAGAGCAACAUGAAGAAGUGGGCCACAUUGAGAUCUCAUUAGAGCAACAUAAAGAAGUGGGCCACAUUGAGAUCUCAUCAGAGCAACAUGAAGAAGUGGGCCACAUUGAGAUCUCAUCAGAGCAACAUGAAGAAGUGGGCCACAUUGAGAUCUCAUCAGAGCAACAUGAAGAAGUGGGCCACAUUGAGAUCUCAUCAGAGCAACAUGAAGAGGUGGGCCCCAUUGAGAUCUCAUCAGAGCAACAUGAAGAAGUGGGCCAUAUUGAGAUCUCAUCAGAGCAACAUGAAGAAGUGGGCCACAUUGAGAUCUCAUUAGAGCAACAUGAAGAGGUGGGCCACAUUGAGAUCUCAUCAGAGCAACAUGAAAAAGUGGGCCACAUUGAGAGAGAUCUUGAAACAAAGCUAGAGGUGGGCAAUGUUGAGGCAGUCUUGAACUCACAGCCAGAGGCACAGACGCAGCCAGAAUCACCAACAAAUAUGCCUCAAUCUGAGGAAGGCACACCACCACUGUGGCGCGGGGAACCGGACGAUGACGAUGCCAGUCCAUAUGUGGGUCUCAUGGGGUCGAGGGAUUAAGGGACCUGUGUCCCUGACCUCUUGACCCUGCCUGUCUCCAGGAGCCAGCCCUGCUCCUCCACCGUGUUGCUGCAUCAGGUUGGCAGGGCCAGGCAAGUUACACAUGGGUUUAGAAGGGAGAAGGCCCGCAAUGGUCGAAGAGGAAAUAAAGCUGGAGGAAAAAGUUUCAAAAGGGGAAGCCACAAAGACGAAAUAAGCUAGGAGGGAUCUGCUGCAGCUGAUACGUAAAUGGUUUCAAAACUGGACUCCAUAAAGUUGGAAUAAGCUGGAGGAGGGGGGAUUUACUGCAGCUGAUAAAUAAAUUGUUUUCAAAAGCAGACUCCAUAAAGUUGGAAUAAGCUGGAGGUGGGGGAAUUUACUGCAGCUGAUAAAUAAAUGGUUUCAAAAGCAGACUCCUCAAAGAUGAAAUAAGCUGGCUGAAAUUACUGCUGCUGGUAAAUAAAUGCUGGUUUCAAAAGCGGACUUCACAAAGACGGAAUAAAGCUCCAGGGGAUAAAGCUAGGGGAAUUGGCAGCAGCAUCCUGGCAAGAUAUCAUUGAUUGAUCGCCAAAGUGAGGGUGAUUAGCCACAAGAAAGUUGAAAGUCAAACAAUUGUAGAAAAAAUUCCUAUUGACAAUUAACAAUCGAGAGUAAUUUGUGUAUAUGAAAUUGAUUAUUGUGUUUUAAUGAUCUGGAAUGUAAAGCAAUUCUAUUCCAGAGAGACACACUCUUGAAAACUUGGUAUAAUAAAAUGAACAAGAUGUUUACAGAUGGAAAAAUAAAAAUGUUUUCAAAGCCA
Molecule: messenger RNA, 2144 nt
Organism: Dreissena polymorpha
Lineage: Eukaryota; Metazoa; Mollusca; Bivalvia; Myida; Dreissenidae
Exons: 8
Coding region: 95-1366 (423 amino acids)
Source: RefSeq, a predicted model, not a curated record